AAGAUACUUUAAAAGUCACAUAGUCCAACUUCCUCAUUUUACAAAUAAGGAAGCUGAGGCCAGAAUUAUCAGAUAAUUUUGUUGAAAGAAAAUCUGAGGCAAAAUUUCAGCCUGGAAUUUUCUCCCUUAAAUUUAUAUUAAUUGUUUGAUUCUUCAUCUCCAUACACUGAAUGGCAUUUACCAAAUAUGUUUGUUUAUUAUAUUAACCCAUGUUGAUAAAAUGCUUUAUUUUCCACAUAAAUAUAACAAUUUUCUGAGUUCAUAAGGGCAAUAAAGGAUCUAGUUUAGACAUUAGUCUACUGUGUUUCUCUGGGGUUAAAUAAUCACAUAGUUGCCCACUACCAAGGGCCAAUUAUUUAUCAAAUAUUUUAUCCCCAGUGCCACCCAGCUCAAAGUACUGGGUUGAUUGCUAUUAUUACAUGAGAGAGUGAAUGUAGACUACUAACUCUUUCCUAACCAUAUCACACAUACAUAUACCUGCACACUAAACACAGUUCAUUCUUCUCAUCUUCCUUUUCCCCUCCUCCUCCUUUCCCUUCUUUUGCUAUUCCUCCUUCUCAAUCUCUUCUCCUUUUUUCCCCUCUUCUCUUCCCCUCUUCCUGCUUUCCUUAUUUUUCUAUUUCUCCUUUUCAAUCUCUUCUCCCCUUCUUAUUUUUCCUCCUCCUAUUCCUCCUUCUUUUUCUUAAUUAAUUUUUUUCUCCUUCUCUUCCUAUUCCUCUUCAAUCUGCUUCUCCUCUUUUUUCUCCACAGCACAGUGUCAAGCAUUUAUGAAGAACUUCAUAAAUUCAUAUUAAUUUACUGACUCACUGAAUGACUUGGUAAGGCAGAGCUAUGGUUAAGUACUGCUUCUGAUGCCUACUAACUCCAUGUACGAACCUUGCCAAAUCAGCUAACCUCUUUCUGUCUUAAUUUCUUCUUUUGAAAACUGAGAGGCCCCGCCCUAUUGAAAGAAUUCCAUAGUUUCCGCUUCAGGUCGCGACGCACGCUAGAGAUCGGUCAUGGCAAAUCACCUGAAGUUCAUUGCCAGAACUUUGAUGGUUCAGGAAGGGAAUGUGGAUGGUGCAUACAGGACCUUGAACAGAAUUCUUACUGUGGAUGGGCUCAUUGAUGACAUCAAGAGGCGGAGCUACUAUGAGAAGCCAUGUCGUCAAGGACAGAGAGAGAGCUAUGAGACUUGUCGGCGCAUUUACAACAUGGAAAUGGCACGAAAGAUUAACUUCUUGAUGCGCAAGAAUCGGUUGGAUCCAUGGCAGGGCUGCUGAGGCCAUUAGAGAAAAGAGACCCAGUGUGAGAACUCACAAGUAUGCAAUAGCUCUGUCUCCAUAGGUUUCUUCUAAGAACCUAAAAACUGGGACAUUUGCUUCUCUUUUUUCAGUCCUAUUUUUUCUUGCCAUCUUUUCCAUCCCAAUAUAGCCAAGAUACAUACAUGCAUGUGUAUCAGGUAUUCCCCCUCCCAAGCCAGUGAUAUCAUUAAAUGUUCCUCCUUGCCA
This is a messenger RNA of Antechinus flavipes (yellow-footed antechinus), 1490 nucleotides long. Its product is annotated as 28S ribosomal protein S21, mitochondrial-like. Gene Ontology annotation, molecular function: structural constituent of ribosome. The transcript has a single exon. The record is from RefSeq and is a predicted model, not a curated record. Gene Ontology annotation, cellular component: ribosome. Lineage: Eukaryota; Metazoa; Chordata; Mammalia; Dasyuromorphia; Dasyuridae. Gene Ontology annotation, biological process: translation. Bases 999 to 1262 code for a protein of 87 amino acids.